UUUUUGUUUUCUUCACCUUUUCUUUUUUUUAAAUCUUGCAUCGAGCGUGCUUUUUUCCCGGGACAGCGGGUGAAAGGCGGAACCGAGUGACGUGGCUUUACAGGCGAAUGCGUGCUGUCUGUCCAGUGGGUUACGUUAUGUUCCGUUACCGUGCUGACAUGGUCCUGCUACCGCGUCUGUAAACAUGGAGAGUGCACUGGAAACUGAGGCCGAGACACACCAGCAGCAAACCUCUGCACCCGAGCAGCAGCAGCCCGCUGCCAAUGAGUUCAACUCCUCCUCGCCGUCAUAUUGGCGGCCCGUAUACUGCAUUUAGUUUGAAGUACAGCAAUAGCCACUGAUGAAUAAGCACUUGUGUGUAAACUGAUUUAAUCCAAAGUAACUAUUAAGCAAAUGUCACCCUAAACCGGAUAGGUUACUGGUAUUUUUGAUUGAGAAAUGUGAAGACGGGUUUAGUUCGGACGAGACGAGUCAAGGCACAACAAAAACACAUAGAAGAUACAUCAUUCUUAGUUAUAGCAUUAGUGUUGUGGCUGUCAUGCUCCCAAGUAUGUAUCUCAGUUUUGUAAUGUUAUGAAUGCAGAUAUUUACUGUAUUAAACAUUGAUCUUGUUCAAGUUGUAGUGUAAUUUUCUUGUAAAUAACUUUGAACAGAGGUGUAUUACACACCACUUUACUGUGGCCUUGGAUAUUUUGCAUGAAUGCAGUCCACAUAGUUUCUGCAGCAUUACUCUGCGUCUUUGUGUCCUCUGACUGAUCACAGGGGCCAUGGCCUUCCUCGGGCAUGCAGUUCGCCGUGUGGUGUCGGCAGUGCGGCCUCCUUUCUCUCCCUUGUGCCGGACAACCGCUCGGUCCUACAGCUCGGAGCCCAUCAAGGAAAAAAGUGUUCCCUACGAGAAGACGCUCCAACAAAAGGAUGGAGCCUCCUCUGGACCCACGAAACCCUUACCCAGAUCAGCGGAUGUGGUGGUGAUCGGAGGAGGCAGUCUGGGCUGUCACACCGUCUACCAGCUGGCUAAAAUGGGCAUGACCAACGUAGUUCUGCUGGAGAGAGACCGCUUGACUUCUGGCACCACCUGGCACACCGCAGGCCUGCUGUGGCAGCUCCGUCCGAGUGAUGUUGAGGUCGAGCUCUUGGCCAUCACCAGGAAUAUCGUCAGCAAAGACCUGGAGGAGGAGACGGGUCUCCAUACGGGCUGGAUUCAGAACGGAGGACUCUUCAUUGCCUCCAACAAGCAGAGGCUGGACGAGUACAAGCGCCUCAUGUCGCUGGGUAAAGUUUAUGGUAUCGAGUCCCAUGUCCUGUCACCCGGGGAGACCAAAGACCUGUAUCCUCUGAUGAACGUUGAUGAUCUGUAUGGAACCCUGUAUGUACCAAAAGAUGGCACCAUGGACCCAGCAGGCACCUGCACCACCCUCACCAGAGCUGCCACCGCCAGGGGAGCCAAGGUGAUCGAGAACUGCCCUGUGACCGGUAUCCAAGUGCGGACAGAUGACUUUGGUGUGAAAAGGGUGAAAGCUGUGGAGACCCGUCAUGGGACCAUCGACACGCCUUGUGUGGUGAACUGUGCAGGUGCGUGGGCCACCAAGCUGGGGGAAAUGGCUGGAGUCACGGUCCCCCUUGUUGCCAUGCAUCACGCCUAUGUGGUGACAGAGAGGAUUGAAGGCAUACAGAACAUGCCGAAUGUCAGAGACCAUGAUGCAUCAGUGUACCUGCGCCUCCAAGGUGACGCCCUGUCUGUGGGGGGUUAUGAACCGAACCCCAUCUUCUGGGAUGAGGUGUCUGACAAUUUUGCCUUUAGCCUGUUUGACCUGGACUGGGAUAUAUUCACGCAACACAUUGAGGGAGCCAUCAACAGAAUUCCUGCUCUGGAGCAGACUGGCAUCAAGUCCACUGUCUGUGGACCAGAAUCAUUCACAGCUGACCACAAGCCACUGAUGGGAGAAGCCCCGGAGGUCAGAGGUUUCUUCCUGGGCUGUGGCUUCAACAGUGCUGGCAUGAUGCUGGGAGGUGGUUGUGGUAGAGAGCUGGCCCACUGGAUCAUAAAUGGCCGCCCUGAAAAGGAUAUGUAUGGUUACGACAUCAGGCGUUUCCAUAACUCGCUGACAAGCAACGCCAGCUGGCUCCGAGAGAGGAGCCAUGAGGCGUAUGCUAAAAACUACUCUGUGGUGUUUCCCUUUGAUGAGCCGCUGGCCAGCCGGAACAUGAGGAAGGACCCGUUUCAUCAGGUGCUGACGGAGCAGGGCUGUGUGUUCCAGGAGAGACAUGGCUGGGAAAGACCGGGCUGGUUCAACAAAGACGGGCCCGCUCCUCUUAUAGACUAUGAUUACUACGGGGCUUAUGACAUCAAGAAGAAUGUGAACUACAAAUACAAAGAAUUGCUGGGAAAAGAGUACACGUUUGGCUUCCCUCCACAUCAUGACGUGAUAAAGAGUGAGUGUCUCUCGUGUCGACAUGGCGUGGUGGUGUUUGACAUGUCCUACUUUGGAAAGUUCUAUCUCACUGGACCAGAUGCCAAGAAGGCGGCUGAUUGGCUGUUCACUGCUGAUGUCAACAAGAAGCCAGGCUCCACUGUGUAUACCUGCAUGCUGAAUAAAGGAGGAGGGACUGAGGCCGACCUGACAGUGAGCCGACUGGAGCCUGGUGCUGCCAACCUGCCGCUGGCACCGCAGUCCAACGGUGAUGUGUACUACCUGGCCAUCGGAGGCGGUGUAGCGGAACACAACUGGAACCACAUCAGAACAACUCUUCAGGACCAAGGCUUCCACUGCGAGCUGACAGACCACUCUGAGGACAUGGGGAUGAUCAGCAUCCAGGGACCCAAGAGCCGAGAGGUGCUGCAGGAGGUGUUGGACACAGACCUGAGCAACGACGCGUUCGCCUUCUCUACCCACAAAGUUGUCAACGCAGCAGGGCAUCAGGUGCGAGCUAUGCGUCUGUCAUUUGUCGGAGAGCUCGGCUGGGAGCUGCACAUUCCCAAAGACUCUUGCCUCCCAGUCUACCAUGCUGUCAUGGCUGCCGGUGCAAAGCACGGCAUCAUCAACUCGGGUUACAGGGCCAUCGACUCACUCAGCAUAGAGAAAGGGUACAGACAUUGGCACGCCGACCUUCGCCCAGAUGACACUCCCUUGGAGUCGGGGCUGGGCUUCACCUGCAAACUGAAGAGCUCGAUCCCCUUCCAGGGCCGUGAGCGGCUGGAGAAACAGAAGGAGGAGGGGCUGAGGAGGCGCAUCGUCUGCUUCACCAUUGAAGAGAAAGUACCGAUGUUCGGUCUGGAGGCCAUUUUCCGUAACGGCACUCCUGUUGGUCAGCUGCGGCGCUCUGACUACGGCUUCUUUGUGGACAAAACGAUUGGAUAUGGAUACAUCCGCAACCCUGAUGGAGGAGUGGUGAGUGCCGAUUUCAUAAGGAGCGGCGACUUUACCCUGGAGAGGAUGGGAGUGCUGUACAAGGCCAAGGCCCACCUCAAAUCUCCGUUUGACCCUGAGAAUAAACGUAUCAAGGGCAUCUAUGCUUGAGAAGGACGGCGCACGAGAAAACAGAAGAAAACACACUGGUCAGAGAAUGAAGCUGAGAGAGGUUUCGCAACUGUGAUUUUUGUACUUGCAGAUGCAGUGUUUUUACACUUAACAUGCUGGACUCUGUCACUGCUAUGCAUCUUGAAUGUGAUAAUUUGUUUAAAGAUGAUCUGAAUGUAAUAUAACUGGAGGAGAAGAGAUGGAACAGAUGGUCUGAAAUCUGAAUCAAGAUAUAAAAGGGGCUGAUCUGAA
Molecule: messenger RNA, 3770 nt
Organism: Pseudoliparis swirei
Lineage: Eukaryota; Metazoa; Chordata; Actinopteri; Perciformes; Liparidae
Gene: sardh
Product: sarcosine dehydrogenase
Exons: 22
Coding region: 768-3518 (916 amino acids)
Cellular component (GO): mitochondrion
Molecular function (GO): oxidoreductase activity; protein binding
Source: RefSeq, a predicted model, not a curated record